Messenger RNA from Lineus longissimus, 10850 nucleotides. RefSeq names its product nucleosome-remodeling factor subunit BPTF-like. The transcript has 23 exons. Gene Ontology annotation, cellular component: NURF complex. NCBI's taxonomy places the organism in Eukaryota, Metazoa, Nemertea, Pilidiophora, Heteronemertea, Lineidae. The record is from RefSeq and is a predicted model, not a curated record. Gene Ontology annotation, biological process: regulation of transcription by RNA polymerase II. Gene Ontology annotation, molecular function: RNA polymerase II cis-regulatory region sequence-specific DNA binding. The coding region runs from base 401 to 8827 and encodes 2808 amino acids.
GGAAUCGCCUAGCGCGCCACCGAGCGUUCCACCAAUCAGAGGAGCGCUUUCAUUCCAUAGUUUGGAACAUUAGAGGCCAUUUUGCCGUUCGCUUUGUGAAAUCCGAUUUAUCGCCUUAUUUUGUUGUUUCAAGAAGUCGUUUGCCACCGAAAGUUUGGACGAACUGUACAAGAACACAGUGACUUGCAAAAUUGCGUAAAAUACGCGAAGGUAUCGGUGUUUUGCGAUAAAACAGGACCUUCCUAGGUCACGUGACCAUUGUUAGAGAAAUGGCGGCUUCCAAAAUGUUCAACAUGGAUCCUAAAAAUAAUGCCCCUCUCAUCAGGUUAUGUUCAUUCAUUCAGAAUUAGAGACAAUGAAAUGUUACAAUAGUUUGUAGCAACUGCAGAAACCUUUCAAAAUGUCGAUGCGCCCAAGGCGAACGCGUACGUCGCGUGGACGUCCGCCAAAAUCUGAACCGACCAGCAGAUCGUCCACUUUUCUGGUGAAGAAGCCCAAGUUUUAUGAAGCAAGUGAGAAUAGUAAUGACAGCUCGCAGUUUGAAGUACCAACGGGUAGUGUUCCUGGUACACCAUCAUCUAGGAGCUCUUCCAGGGCAGAGCGGAAGGGAAGAGAUGCUGCACAACGUAGUCGUUCUUUUAUGCAGAGGGUUUUGCAAAAUAACAGAGCUGAACAUUUUGACGAUGAUGAUCAUGAUGAUGACGAUCCAAGAAGUGAAGUCCUCUACAGAAAUUAUCCGUACAGCGGUGAUGAAGCAGGGAGCGAUAUUGAGACGCCCUCUGCUAGCAUACUGGGCGAACGUGAAAGCGACUUGCCAUUUGAUGACAAUGGAUCAGAUAGUGAAUUUAGCGUGGAAAGUUACAGCACAAUGAACAGCACCAGCAGGAGGAGAUAUUUUGCAUUACAAAGACCAGAGUUUGACGUUGAUGAAGAAGAAAUUCCGCCUCUAGUGCUCCCAACUAGUUCAACAGAUCUAAUCCUCCCUUCUGAAAAACUACUUCCAGCAAUGGGAGUCUAUGAAGUAUUGCGUCAUUUCCGGACAAUCCUGCGUUUAUCACCGUUCAGGUUUGAGGACUUCUGCGCUGCUCUAAUCAGUGAUGAACAGUGCUGCCUCUUGUCAGAAAUCCACAUAUCAUUGAUGCGAGCACUGCUCAGAGAAGAAGAUGGUAACAAUACAACGUUUGGACCACAUGAUUUGAAGGACAGCAUCAAUAUAUCUUUCUUAUUUCUUGAUGGAAUGACUUGGCCUGAACUUGUCCGAAUGUACUUGGAUAGCGACAAAAGUCUGGAGUUUGAAAUUGCACUGAAAGCUAUCCAUGAUUCUAGGGCAGAUCACCCGUAUACUUCACCGGCUGCUAAAUUAACAGUUAUCCAGACAUUGACUGAUCUCUUCCUUUCGACGAACAGUGUUCGAGAAGAAAUCAUGAAUGAAGGCAACAUUCAGUAUGAUGAUCACUGCAGAUGCUGCCACAAGCUUGGUGAUCUACUGUGUUGUGAAACCUGCCCCGCAGUCUACCACUUGACCUGUGUUGAUCCACCAUUAGAGGAGGUCCCGGAGGAUGACUGGUUGUGCAAUGUUUGUAAGGCUCAUCAGUUGGAGGGUGUCACUGACUGCGUGUCUGAGCUGGAGAAGAGUGGGAUGAUGUGUCGGCAAGAACCUCUUGGGUUUGAUCGCCAUGGCAGGAAAUACUGGUUCUUGUCAAGAAGAAUUUUUGUUGAGGGUGAGAAUGAAGUUUGGUACUACUCUUCCAAGUAUCAAUUUGAAGAGUUGAUGGAGACUCUGGAUGGCGAAAAAUGGGAGUUCAUAUUGGUGAAGGCGAUUGAGGAUGUCAAAGAAGACAUCAUGAAACAGAUGGAUAUGACAGAAAAGUUGACCAACGAGGCUCGUGGUACUACACCAUCAAUACUAGAUACUGAAAGCAGUGUCGUGAAGAAGAUUCAAGCAGAGAGAGCUGCGAGAAGGGCCCAAGAGGACCCCGAGAAAGAGAAAGCUGAGGGACAGGCAGCACUGGGGGAUGGAAAGAAAGAUGAGGAAUCUCGACCUCAGAAUGAAGAAGGUAAAGAAGACCGCCCAAAAGCAGAAGAAGACCUGAAGAAUGAGAAGUUGGAAGAAGAUGAAACAAACAAUGACAAGGUUAAAAAGUCUGAUGAAAGGAAGGAAGAAGUACCAAAAGUUGAGUCGCCUGGUACAGAUGGGGAUGCAGAGCAGACAAAACCUGAGGCAGCCAACUCCAGCGUCGGUAGUGAUGAAAAGGUUGUAGAGAUGGAGUUAGAUGAAGCUGGAGUGCAGUCCACUGCUGAGGAGAAGAAGGGUGGUGUGCCUGAAAUAGUGACUGGUGCAACCUUAGAGGCUGCUGUAACCACUGCGGAGACCACUACAACAACCACAGCAUCUGAGAGCACAAGAGAGAGUACCACGGUUAGCCAUUUGAAGACUGGGUCUGAUACGGUACAGAAUGACAUGGAAGUCGUGGAAACAACCAAAACAACCACUACCACUACUACAGUUAAAGUCAUAAAAGCAAGUGCAACCGAUGCUGUCAAAACUGGUGAAGAGGGACCAGAAAAGAUGGAUGUUGAUGAGGGUGUGAAAAUUGAAGGAGAGAAAGAUGAAGGCGAUGUGAAGGAGGAGAAGGUUUUAGCUGAUGAGGCGGCCGGUGGUGAGAAGAUGGAAGUUCAGGCUGAGGCUGGGUCCGAGCAGACGCACGUUGUGGAUGAGCAGGGAGAUGGAGAAAAGAUGGAUGCUGAUGCUGAAGAGUGUAAUAAAGAUGCGAAUGUUGUUGUUGAAUCCUCCAGUAUUACAACGAAUUCUGAAGUCGCAAAAGAUGGCAGAAGGAUGACAACAAGAUAUCGGACUGGAUCCCUGGUACCAAAGCAGUUUCCAGACUCGAUUGUGUCGACCACUGCUAGUGUGAAGAUGACAAGCAAAAAUAACAUCAUAUCAGUCAAGAGUAGCAACACUAAUACCAGUACUACAGCAUCGGAUGAGUCGGUUUUAGUCAUCAACAAAAACGGUGAUAUCACUCGAGUCACUCGAAACAAGAUAUCAUCUUCAGCAUCAUCCACAGUCUCAACAACCUCGGUCAAAACGGAACUGUUCAAACUAGGCAUGGAGGGAAACUAUAAGCAGUAUGUGAACCAGUAUUCAACAAACAACCUUGCAUUGAACAAACACCAGCACAAUGAAGAUCGUGACAAGCGACGCUACCUCUCGCACAAGUUCAGCCUGACCCCUGCCAGCGAUUUCAAGUGGAAUGGCACAGUGUAUGGCAACAAGACUUACUGUACUGCAACACUUAGGCUCAGCCUCACUCAUUUGGAGAGUAACAUCCCUGGAGCUUUCCUGCAUCCGAACUGGUCCAUUCAUCAGAAGAACUGGCUGCAAGCAGUGCACAGUUGUAGCUCUCCAUAUGAUUUUGGUAUGGCCAUGACAAUCCUUGAGACCAGCAUCAAGCCAGUACUGUUCACUUCAGUUUGGCAGGAUCAGUUAGGUCACGUCAAACUGCAGAGAAUCACGGCCUUAGAUCGUGAAGAAAUGAAAAAGAGAGAGCGAGAAACAAGAGGUGUCCCAGGCCAAACAGAAGACUACACCUAUGUUUGGGUGAAAUAUCCUCGAGGAUUAAAACAUCAGGUGUGGAAACAAAGAGGUGAAGAGUAUCGAAUCACUGGCAAUGGUGGUUGGUAUUGGGUCAGUAUAACAAGGGAUGGUCAAUAUACGCCACAGAACAGUGUCGGUCUGAGAGCGGUUGCAAGGAAGCUGAUGGCACGUAAAGCACGAGAACUUGAGGCCUUGGAAAAAACUGAUAAAGAGGCGACUGACAAAGGGACUGUUAGCAUGGAGAUAGAUGAGAAUGAAGGCUUGGUAAAAGAGCAGGAAAAAAUGGAUACCGAGGAAGAGAAGGUGGAUGGAGAGAUUGAGAAAGCUGAAGGAGAAGUUGAUGCUGAGAAGAAGGGUAGCGAGAAGAAGGAUGACAUUGCAACUGCAGCAACGGAGGAGACGGAAAAGGGUCCAAAAUCAAGGGAAGAGGCCGAGAAGAGUGUGAAGGAAGAUGGGGAAGAAAGUAUGGAAACUAAGGCUAAGAAAGACGCCAAGAUGGCAAAAGCUGGGGGCAAGGGAGCUGAGAAAGAACCAAUUGCAUUCAGUUUGUCUCAAAUCUCAAGGCUGUAUCCGAAAGUUGAUUUAGUCAAUGUCUCGGAGUCUUUACAGAAGAGGGAUCAUUAUCCUAAGAUAACUAAACCAUAUUCCAAGCUUGACUCACUCCUUGAUCGACGUAUGAAACAGGAUGAAUGGGAAGCUAAACAGAGACGUGUGAUAGAGAGUUUACACACGCGACAGGCCGCAGCAAAGGAGAUUAUUAAAAAGCACCACGCUGAAAAAGCAAAGAAGGGUGAGGAGAAAGAGAAAGUGACUGAGCCAGAGGAAAGUAAAACGAAGCCAGAGAAACAUUACCAGUGUUAUUCGUCUUCGUGUAGAAAUUCUCCGGAACACAGGCCUUGUUAUUCAUCGAGUUGUCCAAAGAAGAAGGGAGACUGGAAGAGAUUGUCUGAUGAUAGUGAGGAUGAAAUGGAUGAAGUGGACAGGCAGAUAAAAAUGGUCGAAAGAGGAAAAAACGGUCAGAUUGAUCAGGAUGCUUCGGAUAAGGAAUCUGACACGAGGUCUGGGAGCAAUAGUCCAUCGGAUAAUAUGAUGGAUGUGUGUGGUGACGAGGGGCAGGAAUCUGAUAAGAAAAAAGGCGGGGAAGCUAAAAACAGUUGCGAUUCAGAUGAGAAGGGACCAAGUGGAAGUGGGAAGGGGCCUGAAUACGAGGAAGUGAAUGUUUUGGACACUCCUGCAAAGGUGAAAAAUGAUGAGAAUGUUUCUUUUGGUGAGCCUGGUCAGAAAAAAGUUGCGAGUUCUCUUGUUACCCUAUUGAAGAAGGUCAGUUCCGAAGUUGUUAAGCCGAAGGGUCUGGAGGAGAGUGGCCAGGCAGAGGAUUGCGAGGACAAGGCUGGGAGUAAAGUUGUAAACCCGAAAGAUUCUGGGGACAUGGGCCAGAGUGGUGAACCAAAUGAAGCAAAAUUGGGAGAUUCUGAUGGCGCAAGUUGUGAAAUAAAGAAAGUCUGUUCUGAAACUGGUGAGAUAGAAACUAGUUCUGAAUCUCAUAACAAAGAGGGAAACAAACCAGGAACGAGCUCUGAGAAGGCUAAGGCUGAGAAAGAUGCUGGAAAGUGGGUUAAAGGUACAGGAUCUGGGAAUAAGAAGGCAGAGACUGCAAAGAAGUCGAACCCAGCCCUCCCUCUUCUCUCAGAAAUGACGUAUGCUCAGGCUGUGAAGCAUUUGGCUACUCUUCCAGAUCAUAAGAUGGCUGAACUGCAAUCUAAGCAGCCUCCUGAAAGGAAGACUUUUGAGCCAGUACAGCUUGCCCGGUUCACAAAACCUGUAGCGCGAAGGGUGAAGAACAAGAAAGGAUCAAUUCCCCUCCUACAGAAGUUUGUAACCAGAGGGAAAAAGAGAAGUGUUUUUCUUCUGGAAAAGUGGGAUGCACAAAGACUCGCUCGUAAGAAAGGCCACAUUGAGGCAUCAGGGUUCAAUUACAAUUGCAAAAUGAACAAUGUAAAUUGGAUAUACCCCUGUCCAAGACCGACGUUCAAAACGGCUUGGCGGUAUCGGACUAUGAACUUACAUUCUUAUGCGGCAGCUGCUUUACAGUUGAGGAUUCUGUGGGCGUGUUUACGGUGGGACGACAUGAAUGUCAAACCUCCUGCUGGCGGGACCAAUACUAUUUCUACAGAAAGUGAGAUCACAACCACAGAGCUUUUGAAGCGAAGGGACGUUGGACCUUUUGGACUGCGAGCAGAGUUCCUUGUCAGGAAGAUUAUCGUACCUAUUGGACUACCUCAACCACCUAAAGAAGAGAAGAAAUACACUCCAAUUCGUAGUGGUUUGAGGGAAAGGAAGAGACCGGAAUCUCCUAAGCAAACAGAGCCCAGUGUGACGGAGCAGUGGAUUCCUGAAGAACGGCUCGAACUCUGGGAGAUCAAGCAGUUUGGAGAAAAGGUUGAGAAACAAAGACAAGCCCACGUUGAUAAACAACUAGCUCCGAAGGCAACUAUAACCUUAUCGUCAGCACCAAGCGCUGUCACAACUGUGGCCAACCUGAAAGCACAGCUUGAAGAACAGUUAAAGAAUCAACGGGUUCUCGCACAAGCAAAGCGCCUGAAUGAACAGAUGAAGAUGGCGACGACCACAGCACCUGUUGUGUCUAGCCCUAGGACAAUCACGAUCCCCGUCUCACGUCCACCUGGAACACCGGGAGGAACUCCAAUCAUCCGACGUAUUACGGUGCAGCCCCGUCAGGCGUCUAAUCCCCUCUUGAAAGCUGCUGUGGCGGGAACCAAUUCACCUGCUGGCGUUUCCACAUCCAAGGUGGUGAUCGCUCCAAGGACCAGGACAAUCCAGCUUCCAGGUACCACCAUCACUAUUCCACCAACAUCCACUGUGUCAUUAGCACCCAAGGCUACCACCACAUCUGUCACGUCACCUGCUGCUGGCGCUUCCGUGGGCUCACUAAAGACGAUUGCACCUGGACUGCAACUCCCAGUUAAAGGGACAGUGCCACUCCAGGUUCGCCCAUCCAAUCCUGGUGUACAAAACUUACAGAUCAUCCAGACAACCACAGGGCAGCUACAGGUCCGAGGACUUCUACCAGGUCAACAGCUUAUACGACUUGCCGAUGGUCGGUUACAGCUCAUCACCCUGCCAACCAGUCAGCAGAUGGUAAAACUUCAAACUCCGGCGUCAUCAGCCCAGACAACUCCAGCAGCAACACAGCCUCAGCCAGUCCCUGUUUCCAGCAUAUCUUCACCACCAAAGCCAAUUGUUGUCCCAGCAGCUAUUCCAAAACCAACAAUCCAAGUGGUCAGUGCUGGACAGUUAUCACAAGUAGCGCCAUCACCAGUGAGAACAACAACGGUGACGGCAGUGUCCGCAGCCCAGCCCAAGCUCCUCACUGUCACAUCUCUUCCACGCAUGGCCAACCAGUUACCAACUCAACAGGGUCCACUAGUCAUCACCGCAGCCCAGGCAGCUCCUGCUUUAACGUCACAACAGCCAUCUUCCUUACUCCCAUCAAAUCCUCGGCUCUCUGCCUCAAAGUUGCUAGGUUUGCAACCACAGCAAGUCAAAGCAGCAAGCUCUGCCCAACCUGUUGUCAUUUCACAGAUGCCAGCAGGAUUGGUGUCACCGGUCAGACCAACUACAACAGUUGUUCCAAUGGGUUCUCCAGUGCCAAACAUGCCUGCUGUGACCACGACCAUCUCUCCUACUCAAUCCAUCCUCUCCAGCUUGGGAAUCCUCAGCCAGGCGACAUCACCUCCUGCCCAGAGUUCACAAGUCAAAUCCAUCGUUCCUACGUCUUUGCCUGCCAACCUAGGCGUCACAACUCUUGCCACUGCCCAACCGAGAUAUGCUGUUACUCCUCAAGUCGUGCAACAAGUUGUAAGACAAGCGCUCCUCCAAAACCAGACGCCUGAAAUCCAAGCCAAGCUUCUUGCUAUGCAGAAGAGAAUUACAGUCCCGAAGGGAAGUGAGGCUCUUGCUCAACAGCAGCAACAGCUUGCGGCCCUGAAGGGUAAAGAAAAGCAAUUCAGCGUGCAGAACCAAUACCAACAACAACUCCUACUCAAACAGCAACAACAGCAACAGGCCCAGAUGCUGGAGAACUACAGGAAACAUAAGGCAGCUAACCGGGAUAAAGAUGAAGAGCCCAAAGAGAAGAAAGCGAAGAAAUUGGCCAUGUCAAGUGAAGAGAAGCAGAAGAAGGUUGCCUCGGCCAAGUUGCAGACGUUGUUGUAUAAACACAAGGAGGCACUCAAGAGGGACAUACUCAAGAAGAGAGGAAUAUUGGAGAAAAAUAUGCAACAAGAAAUUGCAUUCGAAGUCAUAGCAGAGCACAAAAAACUCAAGAAAAAGACCACAAGUAAGAAACGCAAGGAAGAACCAAGUACAAGUAUUACCAAAACAGCUGCGACGAUUCCCUCGUCGGUGCCCAGCUUCUCCAGUAUUACAGAUGUCGAGCCUACGAAGAAGAAGAAGCAGAAGAUCAUAUCAACAGGCACGAUGCGACCAACUAGAGAGAAUGAAACGCUCUAUUGUGUGUGUCGGCAGCCCUAUGAUGACACCAAAUUCUACAUUGGUUGCGACUUGUGUUCAAAUUGGUUCCAUGGGAACUGUGUUGAGAUUACAGAAGAACAAGCCAAGUUCAUGGACUCCUACAUCUGCGACGACUGUAAGAGGGCAAGAGAUGACACUUCAGAGGAACUCUAUUGCCUGUGUCGAACGCCAUAUGACGAGUCACAGUUUUACAUUGGUUGUGAUCGUUGCCAAGAUUGGUUCCAUGGCCGGUGUGUGGGUAUCACGAAGUGUGAAGCGGACAGUUUAGAUGUGUACAUAUGUCCCAAUUGUCAGAAAUCUAGCCAGUCCCAGCAUCAUGCAGCUAAUAGGAAGGUGCUAAUAGAGAAAGAUUUUGAAGUGUUACGGAGAGUCGUUAAAGGAAUGCAGACUCACAAAAUGGCCUGGCCAUUCGUUGAACCAGUCGACCCAGAUGAAGUGCCUGACUAUUACGAGAUCAUUAAGGAACCCAUGGAUCUCAACACCUUGGAAAAGAAGGUCAUAAAUCACGAGUACCCAACAUUGGGAGACUUCACGAAAGAUGUCACGAGGAUAUUUGACAACUGCCGCUACUAUAAUCCUAACGACAGCCCAUUCUUUCAGUGUGCUGAAGUUCUAGAGACCCACUUUGUACAGAAACUCAAAACAUUGAAAGAGAAAAUAAUGCACAGUCACUAAUUGGAAUCAAGGCCUUGACUUCGACAUAGUAGGUGAGCCAAAAUGAGCCCACGCAGUUGAGCUAUUCCAUUGGAUCUCUUAUAGGUGUAAAGCAGGAAUUAACAUGUCUGGGAGAGCAAUUUGCUCACCUUUGAGGAAAACAAAGUGAACAUGGUGGAACACGGGCAAGUUCUUGCCUUAACUGAAGACAAGGCCUUGGAAUCUCUUUAUUGACUUGUGUUUCUUCUCAGCUUGGAACGUGUACUCAUAUCUCUCACUGCAUGUAUGGCUAUGUACUGUUGUACCAGUCAGUGACUUUGACUGACAUUGUGUACCAUUUGCCCAUGCCAAGAACUUAAUAUCUGUCUAUGACCCGAAGUGCCCACUUUUGCCGGAGCUGGUUGCGUUUGCUGGUCCUUGUACAAUGUAGUAGAUAUUGUAAUGUAAGAUAUCUCAUCUUAUUUAUGUCUGUACAAAUCUUUUUCUCCAAGAACAUCUCUCCCGUACCUCUUAAGCCGAGAUAAGUUAUUUAUUUAUUGUUUGCUCGUUUUGUAUGCUAAAAUGUUUAAAGUAUUGAUGUUUAGGCAUUGUUGUAACUUGAACGUUUGAAUUAAAAAGGGAUCAUCUCUAAAUACACAGUAGCUGAAAAUGGUCAUCACCUAAAUUUGACCAACACCAAGCUUUUGAUUGCUAAUUGUGAAGAAAUAAAGCACAUUUAUACAAUUCCAAGGAGGGGAAGCGAGUGGCUAGAUAAGAAUGUACUUUGAGAUAAACCUGGAUUAUGUUGACUUUGAAUAAAAUACCCCAAGCUCAAUGUGGUCAUCAUAUUUUAUUCACAAUACUACGCUGUAGAUUUGGCCCUUUUGUUCCGAUAUCUGCCAAUUGCGGUCUGAUUAAAAGUUCUUAUUGGAGUAUUUGUCUUCGUUGGAGUUGAUCCCUACAAAACCUUUCCUGACUCAAGGUUAUGUAGGCCCUGUAACACAGUGGUCACCUAAGAUCAGGGUUUGAAAAAUAAUGUAGUAGUAAGAUUGUCACCCCGAGGCAAUUUUCACUUGCCAUCUCGUUUGAGACUGUUAAGAAGUACACUGUGUGAUCUUCUCGAAAUACCCAUAAAUUAUAGUUCUGACCGUUAGAUUGCAUGAUUUUUUUGUAGUGCUGUUAAUGUAAAAUACAGGUGGCUGAGUUAGUGUAAAUCGAAGGCAAUAUGUGUGAGAUAUGGGAAAGGCUUAUGUGGUGAAAUGUAUUUUGUAUAGAUAACCAUUAUAGAAACAAAUAAUGAGAUUUAAACUAUUUUCUUACUUGUGAGACUGUGUAUAUACAAAUUACAUGUAGAUAUUUUUAUGCAUCGACUGAAUUGCCUUUGUAAGAAUGAUAUCAUCAAAAUUUGAUGGAAAUGUGUAAAAACGUUCAUACAUGUAAGUUGACAGGCAUCUUUAGAUGAUUUGGGCUCUUCAUGAACAUAAACUUGAUAAGACAAUGGGGUUGCUUCUGGUAGCCUUGAUUUUCUCCUAAUGAAUUUGUUUCAGUAAGCUAUUUUCUCUGAAGAUGUUUAAAAAUAUCUCUGGCACCUUGAUAGAUGCUAAGAUGGGAUUAGUAUCAAAACUAAUGUUAAACACCCUGAGCUGGGAAAACUGUUUGUCCCAAAUGUGACUUGCUACCUUUCAGUACGAUGGGUCACAGUUAUGGUGACUUUGAUGUUUGAAUCAAAACUGUUGUUUGAUGAUUGUCUAAAAACCACCCAGUGUACAAUUGACCGGGUAACUGCAAUCUUAGUGAAAAGUUAUCUGUGAAAUCGGCAUGGUUGGUAUUCGUGCAAUUGUUGCAGAUUCCGAUUGUGGAAAUAUCCAUUUUCACCAAAUCCAUUUCCACUUGUAAAUAAUCCAACUUUCAUAUUCACAUUCAUCAUUUUUCACAGAAGACGUGCAUUUUCCAGCGUUUUUUUCAUGGGAGGUAUAUCUGAAUUUUGAAUUUGAAAAUAACUGAAGUUGGCAUUUGACUAGAAACGCAUGUGUAGCUGAAUCAAAUAAAGUUACCUUUUGAUAUA